CAGGCAGGCAGGCAAACAAAGUGGCUCCCAAAGCAGGAAGCAGGGACACAACCUUGGAAGGAGAGAAACGCGGAGGACUGUUUUCUCUACGGGGAAAAAGAUCACAAAUAUCUUUCAGACUGACAGAUUGUAAUUACGCAGACAGUGUUUGAACUCAUGCGUCAAUCCGGCUGGUCGGGAAGCAGUUUAGUGCGUGAAUCAGGUGUUCAGUUGAAACCCCCCCGGAUUGUUUGGAGUGAAAGUAUUCAUUGAUUAAGCUGAUGCAUUGUGUCAGAGCACAAAGCCCCCGUCUGCCUCAUCCAGAGCGCCCGCCCAUCGGGCUUUCUGCGGAGCGAUAGUGGGAGAUUGAUUAUAGUCUCCGGGAUUUUCCGUGGAGUAAGCCAGAGCCUGCUUGGACUGUGAUUUGCUCUCCCAUCAGUGAAGAGGAGGGAAAUAUUAGCAAACAUCAAGGACUUUCACUCUUGACUGAACAUUUCCAGAUCCCCCCUUGCACCUAGAUUUCCAAAUUACGCGCAGGUCACGCUGGACUUCGCUUUUUUUUCUUCCUCUUCCACAGAGCGGGGCUGUGUUGGUGUGAAUCGCCUCCGCAGUCUUGGAUGCGUAGUAAACGGGGGAGUGGGUUGGGUCGCCCAGGCGCCUGGCAAUACAUACGCACACGUCGGCAGCGAUAAAAGCAGAUAGGUGAGGGUGGAAGAGAAACACCGGGGAGGGGGAGUCGGACACUAGGAAGCCGCGGGACUCACCGGCUGUGGAUUUGACUCUUAAAGACUCCCUGCGUUUACCGCCUGGGAUUCAUACACCACCUUUCUAUCUAUACAGGACCAGUCGCUUUUAACACAUUGUCUGUUCCCCGACCACGACCCGAACAUCGCCUCCUCAUCUGAGGGGAAUAUUGGAAGUGAAUCUGCAGAGCGACACUCACACAAUGGCAACCGGUGCGCUCCUUCUCGCCUGCGCGCUGCUCGGUGUUGCUGUGGCUCAGAGGGUUGUGACCGUACAAAGUGGACCGCUGAUUCGGACUGAAGGCUCUCAUGUGACCAUCUGGUGCAACGUCUCGGGCUAUAAGGAGGGCGUGGAGCAGGACUUUGAAUGGUCCAUGUACCUGCCGUCGGUGCCGGACCGGGAGAUCCGCAUUGUGAGCACGGCUCAGCCCAACUACGCCUACGCCGUGUACGCUCAGCGGGUGAACAGUAAAGAGAUCAACGUGGAGCGGCUGAGCGGAGACUCUGCCGUGCUCCACAUCACCAAAGUGCAGGCCAAGGACCAGGGACUGUUCGAGUGCUACACACCCAACACUGAUGGACGAUACCUGGGAUCCUACAGCGCACGCACCAACCUCACAGUCAUCGCUGAUUCUCUGACGGUGACGGCUCCAGCCCAGACUCUGUCCAAAGUGGAGGGCGACACGCUCCAGCUGACCUGCGAGGUGUCCCGCACCACGCUGCAGCACACUCACUUAUCCGUGGGCUGGUACCUGCGCUCCCCAGAGGACGCCGCCGCCCCGCCUCAGGAGCUGGUCACCUUGUCGAGGGACUUCGUCCUGCGCUCGGGCGGACUGUACCGGCAGAGGAUGGCGGCGGGGGACCUGAGGCUGGAUAAAACCAGCGCUACGAGCUACAGGCUAACCAUCCACAAGCUGCAGCCCGUGGACCAGGGCCUGCUCUACUGCCAGGCCGCCGAGUGGAUCCAAGACCCGGAUGGAAGCUGGUUCGCGAUGACGCGCAAGCAGAGUGACAAGACUCAGCUGCGGAUUCAGCCCACAGAUCGAGAUUUCAGCAUCCAGGUGAGCACGGAGCGACGGUCCUUCACGGCCGGUGAGCCGCUGGAGCUCCGCUGCACCAUCGAGGCCCAGAACGUCCCGGAGCGCUUCUUCUCGGUGUCGUGGGUCUUCAGCAGCUCACCGGUGGCCGUGGUGGGCCCCAGUGCCGUGCCGGUCCUGGGCCCGGAGUACGUCGCCCGGGAGGCCGCCGGUCACCUGACGGUGCGCAAAGAGAGCGCCAACGUCCACCUGCUCAAGCUGCAGCACCUCCACCCCGACGACGCCGGGAAGUACAUCUGCCGCGUGACGGAGCGGGAGAGGACGCCCACGGGAGACUUCAUCGACCGCAGCAAGAGGUCCAGAAACGUCCAGAUCACAGUGCAGCCGCUCAAGAGCAACAUCACCGUGUCUCUGUCUGCUAACUCCUCCGAGGUCCUGGAGGGCGACGUCAUCCAGCUGACCUGCUCGAUCCAGACCGCUUCAGGCCCCCUCUCCGUCUCCUGGCAGUGGACGGACAAGCAGGGGACGGGACCCCCUCAGGAGGUGGCCUCUGUGGACCGGGACGGCACGGUGUGGCACAGUCCCGUCUACAGAGAGCGCUCCAGCUACGGCGAGAUCCGCGUGGAGAAGGUGGGGGCCGACACGUUCACCCUGUCCGUCUACAACGCCCUACCCGGGGACGAGGGACAGUACGGCUGCACGGCCACCGAGUGGAUUCAGGCUGGAACUGAACCAGAACUCAACUGGCAGAAGAUCGGAGAGAAGUCAGCCACCAUGACGGUCAGCGUGAAGACAGUCGAGUCCUCCUUCAUGGUUUCUGCUGUCUCCAGGACGCCGUCGGUCACCUUCGGCGACUCCUUCGACCUCCUGUGUCUGGUCAAGCCUCGCCACAACCCCCGCGUGCCGACCUCCGUCACCUGGCGCUUCAUGCCGGCCGGCGAGGGAUCGGACAAGGAGGAGGAGGAGGAGGAUCAGGGGGAGUUCAAAGACCUGGUGACGUUCACCCGGGAGGGCACGCUGCAGUGGGGGGAGCAGCUGCUGGGGCUGGGCACGCGCACCACCGUCGACCGCUCGCACGCCAACACCAACUUCCGCCUGUCGGUGACCCGGGCGGGGCGCCGCGAGGCCGGCAAGUACCAGUGCACCGCCGUGCUCUGGAGGAGGAAUUACGACAACAGCUGGAGCAGAGUGGCCAACCGCACCUCCAACCUGCUCGGCAUCAGCGUCCUACAGCCAGAGAGCAAGCUGCGCGUGCAAAAGACCAACCAAUCCCUGUCGUACCUGGAGGACAGUCGAGUGAGGAUCAACUGCUCCAUCGCCUCCCAGACCAGCCAGGACUCCCAGCAUGCCGUGCUGUGGUACGUCAGGCGGGCGACGGGGUCGGAGGCCGACGAGCUCCUGCUGAGGAUCGAGAGAUCGGGCGCGUUCGAGUACGGCGCCUACGCGGACGAGGAGAGGCUUCGGCGCAGAGUGCAGGCGGAGAGGUUGUCGCCCCGGCUCUACGUGCUGACGCUGAACCGGGCGGAGAACAGCGACUCGGGGACGUACUACUGCCUGGUGGAGGAGUGGCUGAGCGACCCAGACGGAGCCUGGUAUCGACUCUCCAGGGAGUCCUCGGGGUUCACGCAGGUGCUGGUCAGACAGCCAGAGGUUCGACUGCAGGUGGAAGAACUGGAGGCAAAUGUGACCGUGGAAGAGUCCAGCUCCAUCCGGCUGGGCUGCAGCAUUCCUUCUCAGUCGUCCCGGGACUCCCGCUUCUCUGUGUCCUGGUACGUGGAGCGCUCCGAUGACGACGAUGACGAGGACGACGUGGACCAGCCGAGCGAUGAAGAAAGAGGGCGAGAGUGCGUCUUCUCCAUCGGACAUGACGCAGUGUUCGGCAAUGGGAACUGCAGCCCCAGGGAGGAGGCGGGGCCAAAUUCUCGGCUGCAGUUUGAGAGGAUGACCUCGGACCAGUACAGCCUGACCAUUCAGGGGGCGCGGCCGACAGACGCCGGUCGCUACUACUGCCAUGUGGAGGAGUGGCUGCUUAACCCCCGCAACGCAUGGUACCGCCUGGCCACCAACAACUCCGGGUUCACCAUCGUAAAUGUACUGCAACAAGUGUCCACUCUCAAGUCGGUCGUCUGCUCCACCGACGCCCUCUUCUACUUCGUCUUCUUCUACCCCUUCCCCAUCUUCGGCGCCCUCCUCAUCGCCCUGCUGUUCGUGCGCUACAAGAGCCGCAGCAACAGCAAGAGUCAAGAGGGCAAGAACGGCGCCCCCCUCCUGUGGAUUAAAGAACCUCACCUCAGUUACUCCCCCACCUGUCUGGACCCUCCCGCGCUCAGCCUGCACCCCGGGUCCGUCGACUAAAAAGCCGGGGCCCGCCUAUUGCCUUGCGUACGUCGCAGAUGCAAACACAAUGCCAGGGAGCGGAUGUGGACUCCACCUUCAGACUUCAAACUGUCAUUCACUGCUGUGUUAGUCGAUCAGUUUAAAAAAUCCUACCCUGGUGGCUGAUUGUUUAUGUUAAUAACUGUGUGUGUGUGUGUGUGUGUGUGUGUGUGUGUGUGUGUGUGUGUGUGUGUGUGUGUGUGUGUGUGUGUGUGUGUGUGUGUGUGUGUGUGUGUGUGUGUGUGUGUGUGUGUGUGUGUGUGUGUGUGUGUGUGUGUGUGUGUGUGUGUGUGUGUGUGUGUGUGUGUGUGUGUGUCAGGGUAUGGAUGAGUGUGUGUUUGAACUAGAUCUUGUGCGCCAUGUUAACAAGGUUAAUUGUGCGAGUACAUCUUGAGGGGGGGGGGCGGGAUAUUAUCAUGAGCCUCUCUCUCUUUUGUUUUCUGUUGAACUCUUAGCUGCAUUUGUUUUUUUUUAUUACUCUGAAUAUUUGUCUAUUUUUCAAAGAGAUACAAAAAAAAACUGCGCACAUGAGAUCAUCGGCCGAUGCGGGAAAACAACAUUUAAGAGAAGGAACUCUAUAAUCGACUCCGGCGUCUGAGUGGAAGCCCAAAAAAAAAAACUCUCCGCACUGAUCCAAGAGCAGCCACAGCCUGGCCCCACUAUGUUGGUUGCCAUGGUGAUUCUCUUGCGCCCACUGACUCGGUAGCUGGUUGCUUUGGUUGCCAGCCUGCAUAGAGACAAAGGCAAGGACACACAAGUCUGUGUCCUAAAGUGAGGGUGUGUGUGUGUGUGUGUGUGUGUGUGUGUGUGUGUGUGUGUGUGUGUGUGUGUGUGUGUGUGUGUGUGUGUGUGUGUGUGUGUGUGUGUGUGUGUGUGUGUGUGUGUGUGUGUGUGUGUGUGUGUGUGUGUGUGUGUGUGUGUGUGUGUGUGUGUGUGUGUGUCUGUGUGUGUCUGUGUGUGUGUGUGUGUGUGUGUGUGUGUUGGCCCACCUGCCUCCACAAUGAAUUUGCCUUGGCAGACAGAAACAGGUCCUCGUGUGCCACUUAAACACUGCCAGACACUCUGGCCUUAGCGAGAGACCGUUCCGCCCCUCCUCUUCGACCCUCCUCGUUUCUGAAAAGGAGACAAGCGAGGAGAGGAAGAGGGGGAAGAAACGUCCCCGAUGAUGGAGGAUAAAUGAACAGUGCUCUCCUGCCGAAGUUACUCGUACUUUCACAUGAGGGAAUUUUCCUUUUUCUUUUCUUUUUUCCGGUGCCAAGAUUUUUUCCACACUGUUCUCUGCAGCUACUGUUUGAAGUGUUUGAAGAGACGAGGGAAGCUGAUUGGUUCGGAGGCAGAUUGUAAAUAUGUCUGCUUACCUCCUGCUGUGGUUUUUAUCGGCCUUUUGGGCCGAGAGGGCAAUUUCACAUGCAGUCAUGUUGAAUCAGUCGGAUUGCCCUGCUUAAAUAACGCAGUGGGGGGUUGUUGACUGAAAUUAAAUUCUUGCACAUAUCUUUAAGUUUGCCCAGUAUGACCACUCCGUCCUGUCUUUAGACGAUAUCAGAGAUGCACAUUAGUUUAAAGAAAGACAUUUUAUUUGUUAAAGGCCCCCACUGAGGAUCAUAAGUGUGUAGAUGUGCUUCAGAAAUGUAACCUGCACAUUUUUAAGAAAACCAGAUUUAAUGAGUGUGGGCAUAUGUUUUUGACUUUUGUCUUUAUUUUAAAGAUUUUUCUAUUUAUUGUUUUAUACUACUUUGCAUAGCUUUGUAAGAUUUUUUCUUUUGCUUUGAAAAUUCUCUAAGAAGAAGUGUUGCUGCUUGUGUUGCCAGGCAACUGCACCCGAGCAAGAUUAUGUCAAUAUCCUGUGUGUUGGCAAUGUGGUAGAUGUAGAAAUGCUAGAUUUGUCCUGCGCGUUGCAGCCUGUAGCAUUUCAUCACCAGAUUGGUCGGUGUCAAAACACUGUUUUCUCUUCACCUAUAAAAGACUGUGGCUUUACUUGUACAAUAGUUGAACAGACGAGUCACAAAAAAUCAAUUCACUUAAUGCUUUUUUCUGCUUAAGUCGCUUUUAUUUAUGGAAAUUUGAUGUAACACCUAAAGUAGGAUGUUUGCUCAAAGCGGGCCCGAGGCUGAACUGUUAGAAACAUCUUUGUUGUCAUGGAUUCUGGCUGAAGGCCUCGUCCUCCGCCCCCCCCCUGACGCAUGGCAGACGGGUUGAACAUGUGUAUCACCAGAGGUGUGACAUCAUCGACCUGACCUGGGGCCUAACCCUUUCACUGCCAAGACUGAACAUGAGAACUCUUGAAAAAACUCGACAUCGUUGUCUCAAUCGUGUCAACAUGUAUAUUGCAUGACAAUACCGCAGGAGGACUUUUGAUGUUUUGUAAAAACUUUGAACUCUUUGAGCAUUGUGUUUGUGUGACAGAGCAGUGCCCAAAAACACACACAUGACUUCCUGAGCCAAGAGUCAAAACAAAACCCCCCCACCACCCACACCCCCCUAUUUCCAUCAACAAUAUUUAACUAACACCACCAGACCCUCUGUGAGCCUGUGAAGUAAUCUAUUUCAAGAAUGGGUGUUGUGGAGAUUGUGUUUGAUAUUAAUGCUCAUAUAUGUCUUUUUAAAUGUUUUGCUUUUAUGCAACACUUCAUUAAACAGAUUUAUGUCAAAAAGACAAACAUACGUACCUGAUGCUGACACAAGAUUUGAUGAGAUUUUGACUUCUUUCGCUGUUUUUUUUUUCUGGUUCAUUUCAUGUUCACCACACUCUUCUAGUUUGGAGUAAGGAAGGUGCUGUGAAGUCCCACCGGACGACUCGUUAUAAAAAAAAAAGUGUUUUCACAUGAGUUAUAUGAAAUGGAAAAUGUUCUUAUGCAGAGACUUUUGGUACUGUUGUGUAAUACAAAUACUGAAUAUUGCAAGCUAACGAGGAGUGAAUUAUGUAACAUGGCAAUAAUCACUGUCUUAGUCUUAGAAAUAAUCUGUGUGAGAGAAACUGCUCGUACAAUUGGAAAAUGUUUUUAUCCAUAGAACUACCUGUAAGUAAAAAAAAUAGCUUUUCAUGCAGGUACAUGCUACAACUAGCAAAUAGCACGUGUGAGGUAUGAUAUGAGAAAGAUUACAUAAUUGUGAAGCGUGUGAAUGAAAUUAAUUUGUAGAUGAUGUGUGAUCUCACACAGCGAUGGCAGCCAUGUUGAGACCUUGUGGGGAUGAAAUGUUGCCUCAUUAUAUUGCAAUAUUCAGUGUUUGCACUGCCUUCCCUUUCCCAUUAUAAACAGUCUUUAGCCUGCUGUUGCUAUUUGGUGUGAUGCUAGUGCAAGUCAGAGGUGUUUAUACAUCAAAACUGCAGGAAGAAAAAACCCUUCUGUGUGUUUUUAGGCUGGAGUAACACAAAGAAUAAUUGAUGGAGCUGUCUGAAAGAUGUUACAUGAUUCAUAAGUAAUGCUUCUAAAUAUUUUUCACUAACAAUUCAACGGACGAAUAUCGUCAUGCCUAGCUCAUUAUAAUUUUUUUCAUAAGCGAGAAAGCCUGCAGGAGUUUGUUUGGUGCUUCUAUUGCCUUUUUCUUCAGUCUUGAACAUUCCCAGGGCUGCAGGUUGUGAAGACGGUGCCACUGAACAGCUGCUCCUGCUUCAGCCUCGGUGUGUUAAAUCGCUUUAUCUUGGUUUUAAUUCCUGUAAAAAAUGCAUUUCAUCUCUCCAGACUCGAGCCAGGAAGUGCAGGCCAUUGCCGUGGUGUGGUUGACGUCGCAGCUCUGCCGUCAUCAUCGGAGCUGUAUGGUCAAACAUCGAUGAUGUUUGGGUUUUUCUUUUGUUGAAAUAAUGAUAUUUUUACCAAACCCUGGCUGCCUCCCAAGAUUCCUCCAGACGCUCUGACAGUAUUGUAGCUGGUUUUUUGAGGGCUGCAUGUUUUGGGCUGUGUGCUGGCACCAGAUUUAGGUGUAAAAUAGUUUGUGGUGAUAUUUUCAGUUCAGCCAGUGACGCUUUAUUUUCAGUGAUGUAUUUUUAUAUGACCAUGUUUUUGUUUUGUUUUACUUAAUUUAACUUUCCUUUGUUACUUUAUGAAAUAGUUGCCCAUCGUGACCGUUAAAAAGGCACUUUGCUAUUGUCAGUUUACUGCAAUAAACUACUUUCAGUGCA
Molecule: messenger RNA, 8252 nt
Organism: Labrus mixtus (cuckoo wrasse)
Lineage: Eukaryota; Metazoa; Chordata; Actinopteri; Labriformes; Labridae
Gene: igsf3
Product: immunoglobulin superfamily, member 3
Exons: 9
Coding region: 926-4114 (1062 amino acids)
Source: RefSeq, a predicted model, not a curated record